UGAGUUCAAUUUUACGUUAGUUCGAUAUUUUAUUGCACGAGAUUUAUAAAUAUAAUUGUAUUUUUGUUAUUACCACAAAUUACAACGCAGAAAGUUGUUCUGAAGUAUACGCGUGAGGUUGAAAAAAUUAUGGCCACUUGGGAUGGUUCUUACUCUGGGCCGGAUGAUCAAAAUUAUUAUGUAUAUUCUGAUCAGAAUGUUCCUGGACCAGCAACAGAAAACUGGGCAUUCUUUCCCAAUAAUAUGAACAAUGAUUAUUUACAAUCUAAUCGUGAGUUCUAUGUACAAAAUGAACCCAUAUUUGAGCAAAAUUGCCCAAGUACUUUCUAUCAUUCAAGCACAAAUGUCACGCCAAGUUUGUUAUCAACGGUUAAUAGUUAUCAUGAACAUUUAACAAAUCCGAUAGAUAACUCUCGAGUAUUAAAUAAUCAAGAAUAUUUUCCAAAUGUUGUUAAAUCUCAACAAUGUUAUGUACCUGAUGCUUGUUGGAAACAUGAUUAUAAUUUAAAAAGAGGCAAGACUAAACAUAAUUCAAUGAGGGGAGUUAAAGAACAUACAAGCACACAAUUGCAUGCUAUGGCUGAAGAGUUUGUGCCAAAUAAUACAGAAUCUAAUAGUAAGAAUCAUGGAUUGCAAAAUACAAAAUCUAUUAAUAUUGCAGAUACUUGUAUCAAGGAUAAUGAUAGAUCAGAUAAAUAUUUCUUUUGUAAUACAAGUAGACAUGAAAGGAAGUAUAAUAACAAAAAAAAUUUUAACCAUAAAUCUAAAGAAGAACAAGAUCAGUUUUAUAAAAGAAACACACAUACAAAUCCCUAUCAGCAACAAAGUAAAACUAAUAAAUUUCAAGGUAAUAAAUACUUCAUUAAUAAAUAUUAUUCGGGUAAACCACAAAUAGAUACAGAUGAUGCAAGUGAGAGUGCCUUAAAUAAAAAUGCAAUGAAUAAUAGUAAAAAGGUUUCUGUAUCGAAUUUCAAUAAAGGAGAAUCAUUUUCAAGUAUGGAGGUAAAUUCAAAUAAAAAUAAAGGUUUUUCAAACGAAUGCAAUGUUCAAGGAGCUAUUACUGCUAGUGAUGGUAAUGCACAAGAUGGUAGUAUGCAAGAAUCUAAUAAUCAGGUCAAGGAAUUCACUUAUUAUAAUUCUGGUUUAAAGCAAUCGAGCAGUAAUAACAGAAAUAUAAAAAAAUAUCAAUAUAAUACAAGAUAUAAUGAGGAAAAUUCUUAUAAAGAAAAACGACGUAAUUAUCAGGGAUACAAUAGAGAAAGCUACAGUAAAGAGAAUAGAUCUAAAGUAAAAGGUCAGAUGUAUAGUAAUGGAGAAAAAGAAUAUUCUAAUGGGGAAACUGGUCUGGAAGUAAAGGAUAUAAAAGAAAAGAAGCAUAAUUAUCAAGGAUAUAAUGGAUUUAAAGAGCACAAUAAGGAGAGUAAAAUAGAAACCUUUAAAGAAAAAGAUAAAAGUAAAAAUUAUAUGUUUGAAAACAAAGAGAAAGUAUAUGAACAUUGGAGGAGUAUAAAAGAAAUUAGUGAAAAAAAUAGCAUACAAAAGCGAAGACAGAGUAAAAAAUCACCUGUUGAUGAUGAUGCAAGUCAAAGAGAAAGAUUAACAGAUCAGCUGAAUAGAGGACAAUUAGAAUGUUUAGUAUGUUGUGAAUAUAUUAAACAGAAUAAUUACAUUUGGUCAUGUUCUAAUUGUUACCACGUUUUGCACUUAAAAUGUAUUAAAAAGUGGGCAAAAUCAUCACAAGCAGAAAAUGGUUGGAGAUGUCCAGCAUGUCAAAAUGUAAGCUUGUUAAUACCUGAGGAUUAUUUUUGUUUUUGUGGCAAGACAAGAGCACCUGAAUGGAAUCGUAGAGAUGUUGCACAUUCCUGUGGUGAAAUGUGUAGUAGAACAUUGUCGAAAAAUAGUUGUCCUCAUAAGUGCACUCUUUUGUGUCAUCCAGGAUCUUGUCCACAGUGUACAGCAAUGGUAACAAAGUAUUGUGGUUGUGGUAAAACUUCGCAAACAAUACAAUGCAGUACUCAUAAAUUGUUACUGUGUGACUCGACAUGUGGUAAGGACUUAAAUUGUGGUAGACAUAAAUGUGAAGAAAAGUGCCAUCAUGGAGAAUGUGAAAAUUGUGCAAAGACAAUAACACAAGAAUGUUAUUGUGGUAAAAAUACAAGAGAAGUAACAUGUCAGAGUAAUAUUUCAUUUAUGUAUUCAUGUGAAAAUAUUUGUGGCAAAUUAUUAGAAUGUGGAAAUCAUACUUGUGCAAAGUUAUGUCAUGCAGAUACUUGUGAACCCUGUUCUUUAACUCUUGAGAAAAUUACAACUUGUUAUUGUGGACAAACACCAUUAACAGAAAAAAGACAGACUUGCUUAGAUCCAAUUCCUAUCUGUGACAAAAUAUGUUCGAAACUUUUAAAAUGUGGACAACCUAAUAAUCCUCACAAGUGUAAAGCAACAUGUCACCAAGGAGAUUGCCUUAUUUGUGAUUUAACUACUGAUGUUAAAUGUCGUUGCGGAAACAUGGAUAGAGAAAUACCUUGUAAAGAUUUGACAUCGAAAGCUGAUGAUGCACGAUGUGAAAAAAGAUGUACGAAAAAAAGAUCUUGUGGCAAACACAAAUGUAACCAACUUUGUUGCAUAGAGAUCGAGCAUAUUUGUCCAUUGAUUUGUUCUAAAACUUUAAGUUGUGGUAGACAUAAAUGCGAACAAAGUUGCCAUAAAGGAAGAUGUCAACCUUGUUGGCGUAGUAGCUUCGAUGAACUAUACUGCGAAUGUGGCGCGGCUGUAAUACUUCCUCCUGUUCCCUGUGGUACUAGAAGACCGACUUGUGAGAGGCCUUGUUCUCGUCAGCAUCCUUGUGGACAUGUACUGCAUAAUUGUCACAGUGAACCAACAUGUCCUCCUUGUACUGUUCUUACCCAGAGAUGGUGUCACGGAAAACAUGAAUUACGAAAAGCUGUGCCAUGUUAUGUUGAUGGAAUUUCAUGUGGUUUAGCAUGUAAUAAGCCCAUAUCUUGUGGUCGGCAUAAGUGUAUUACUAUUUGUCAUACUGGACCAUGUGAAAAACCAGGACAGCAAUGCUCUCAACCUUGUACUACUCCAAGGGAAAUGUGUGGACAUAUCUGUGCUGCCCCAUGCCAUGAGGGUAAAUGCCCAGACACAUCAUGCAAGGAAAUGGUUAAGGUAACAUGCCAAUGUGGACAUAGAACCAUGUCUCGCGUUUGUGCCGAAAAUGCCAAAGAAUAUCAGAGAAUAGCAAGUAGUAUAUUGGCCAGUAAAAUGGCCGAUAUGCAGUUAGGUCAUUCUGUUAAUUUGGAAGAAGUGUUCGGUCAAGGAGCGAAAAAGCAAAAUCAGUUGAAAACUUUAGAAUGUAAUGACGAAUGCAAAAUAAUAGAACGAAAUAGAAGAUUGGCUUUAGGUUUACAAAUUGUAAAUCCGGAUUUAAGUGGAAAAUUAAUGCCUAGAUACAGUGAUUUUAUGAAACAAUGGGCUAAGAAAGACCCACAUUUUUGUCAAAUGGUCCAUGACAAAUUAACAGAGUUGGUUCAAUUAGCGAAGAUUUCUAAACAGAAAUCACGCAGUUACUCUUUUGACAGUAUGAACAAGGAUAAACGUCACUUUGUUCAUGAAUCUUGCGAACAUUUUGGUUGUCAAAGCCAGGCAUAUGAUCACGAACCAAAAAGAAAUGUUGUUGCAACUGCUGUAAAAGAUAAGUGUUGGUUACCCAGCUAUAGUCUCUUAGAGAUUGUACAACGAAAAAAUGGCCAGAGGAAGGUUCCCGGUCCAAUGCUGAACACUUCAAAACCUGACGAUUCUAUAAAGACAAUAUUAUCACUACCUGCAAGAAAAAUCCAGAAACCAGAAACACAGUUGAACAUAAAGAUGUCAGAACCAGAAAUAGAUUACUUCGAUUAUCAAGGUUAA
Habropoda laboriosa is the source of this 3909-nucleotide messenger RNA. RefSeq names its product protein shuttle craft (gene stc). Bases 130 to 3909 code for a protein of 1259 amino acids. Gene Ontology annotation, biological process: negative regulation of transcription by RNA polymerase II. NCBI's taxonomy places the organism in Eukaryota, Metazoa, Arthropoda, Insecta, Hymenoptera, Apidae. Gene Ontology annotation, cellular component: nucleus. Gene Ontology annotation, molecular function: DNA-binding transcription factor activity, RNA polymerase II-specific; RNA polymerase II transcription regulatory region sequence-specific DNA binding; zinc ion binding. The transcript is spliced from 9 exons. The record is from RefSeq and is a predicted model, not a curated record.